AACUGGACCUAAUGGGUGGAGUUAUGUUUAGUGAUAGGGUUGUGGUCAGGGUUAGGUUGGCUCUGCAGUGAGCAGCCUCUCUUUUUGAAUCCAUCUUGGUUCCUAACUCCUUUAAAACUGCUGUCUUUCAGACUCUGAAGAAGAAGAAGCAGGAGGAAUUACUCCAGGAGAAACUACUGACAUACUAUUGGAAAGAUGGAGUUUGAGGAAGAACCCUGCAGAAUGAGAGAUGAAGAUACAGAGGAACAAACAGAUGAAGAAGGAAAGGAUGUCAGUCGAAAACAAGCUAGAAAAACUGGAGUCAAAAAACCUUUCACCUGCUCUGAUUGUGGAAAGGGUUACUCACGUAAACCAGACCUUAACAGACACAUGAGAAUUCACACUGGAGAAAGACUGUUCACAUGCACUCAGUGUGGAAAGGUUUUCACAGAUAAAGGAAAGCUGGAUGUACACAUGAGAGUUCACACUGGAGAAAGACCGUUCACAUGCACUCAGUGUGGACAGAGUUACAUACAUAAACCAGACCUUAACAGACACAUGAGGAUUCACACCGGAGAGAGGCCUUAUACAUGCACUCAGUGUGGAAAGAGCUUCAUCGACACACAAAUCUUGAAAUCGCACAUGAUGACUCACUCUGGAGAGAAACCGUUCACAUGCACUCAGUGUGGAAAGAGUUUCGUAUCCAGAAGCUUUCUUAAAGAUCAUCUGCUCUCUCACACCGGAGUGAAGUCGUUCCGUUGUGAUCAGUGUGAUAAAACAUUUGCUGUGGCAACAAACUUAAAAAGACAUCUUAAAGUUCAUGCUGGCGUGAAGCCUCACUUUUGUUCUUUUUGUGAAAAGACUUUUGCACAUCUGCAAAAGUUAAAAGAGCAUGAGCGUAUUCAUACUGGUGUGAAACCUCAUGCGUGCUUGGACUGUGGAAAGAGCUACACGACAUCGUGUGCAUUAAAAACACACCAGAGGAUUCACACUGGAGAGAAACCAUACAUGUGCUCACACUGUGAAAAGUGUUUUGCUCAUUUAUCAUCCCUGCAAGCUCAUGAAAAAGUUCAUACUGGGGAAAAGCCAUACAAGUGCCCUUCAUGUGGGAAGAGUUUUGCUCACUACCCAAAUCUGCACGUUCAUAUUAAAAAAAAGCGUUGCCCAAAGUUGGCUGAGUGAAAAAUGUUUCCGAUUUCAGAUUCAUCGCAUCACAUUUGGUUAACAACUCUUGAAAGAUGAAAAGAUAUUAAAUCAGUCAAGUUUGGCUAUGGGGAUGGAUGGGGUUUAUUUGCGAUGUCUUUUAUUGUGUAUAUGCCUCUUAAAUGUAUUCUGAUUGCAUGCUUUGAAACAAUGAGAAAUAAAAAGGAACAAAAA
Molecule: messenger RNA, 1356 nt
Organism: Cyprinus carpio (common carp)
Lineage: Eukaryota; Metazoa; Chordata; Actinopteri; Cypriniformes; Cyprinidae
Biological process (GO): regulation of transcription by RNA polymerase II
Molecular function (GO): DNA-binding transcription factor activity; RNA polymerase II cis-regulatory region sequence-specific DNA binding
Source: RefSeq, a predicted model, not a curated record